CUUCUCUCUGAAGCCAUAUUGUGACUUCUUCUCCUUUAUGUGAUUUGAAAUUCUUUACAGGGCUGAAGAUUAAAAUGGUAGAUUUUAUACUGUUUGACAAAUUCAGUGAACAGCCAGUUUGUUAGAAGAGGUUUCCAUGGCAGAAACUCCAGAGAUUAGAAAGGAGGGGUGUGGACUGGUGGGAGCAAUUUUGCAACGUGGGGUGUUGAAGCCAAGAAAGACAUCAGAGUCGCCAAUUCCUCGGGACAGCAGCAAGAGAACACCUGUAAAGUUUCUGAGGUUUUAUGCUUCAAAGAGGCAAAGAGGCAGCUCGGACGAAAAUGAUAUGGCAGCCGCCAUGGACUCCUCAAUUGUAGCUAAACCUCCUCUGAAGCUAGCUGAAAAAGCACCGCGAAAACCGAGCAUGGACAGCACAAUGUUUUCCACCGCACAAGGCCACAGAACUGGACAUUCUAGUAAAAGCUCAAUGUCAUUUGUCAACAAUUCAAGUAUGAUCAGUACCUCGCAAGUAGUGAAUUCUGAGUACACUCGGAUGUUAAGGAGGGAACCAACCUUCACUUCAAGCGAGUUUAGUGUGACAAGUCACAGGAAAUCCAAUGUCAGUAGCAAAGGACAUCUGUAUCGUGCGUCUACAGGCAGUGUUAUGCUUGUAGGCCAUUUGGGAAACUUGAAGCAGAAAGGACACAAUAAAUCAUUGAGUGAUUCUGCGAAUUCUAGGACUGUUCAGAAGGGAAAUCUUAGUGGUAAAUUUGCCCCGGCCACAGCUGCAAUGGGGAACAUUCUGAAGAAGCCAACUGAAAGGAACCAUACUUCUGGUUCGUUGAAUAAGUUGGACCCUGAGGCACUGAAAUGUCUUGGUAAUGAGAAGUACCAGGAGGGAAAGUUCGAGGAGGCAUUGGACCUGUACAAUCAAGCAAUUGCUAUUGAUCCAAGCAAGGCAUCUUUCUAUAGCAACAAGAGUGCUGCUUUGAUGAGUUUAGGCAAUCUCAUUGAGGCAGUUUUUGAGUGUCAAGAGGCCAUCCGACUGGAUCCUUCGUAUCAUAAUGCUCAUUAUCGUUUGGCAAGAUUGUUUAUCAGAUUGGGAGAAGCAGGGAAAGCCAUAGAUCACUUCGAGAAAUCAGGGCGCAAGGCCAGCAGUAAGGACAUUUCCAAUGCUGAGAAUCUUGAGACACACCUAAAUAGGUGCUCCGGAGCUCGGAGACGAAAGGAUUGGGAGACAUUGCUCAAUCACAGUCAGGCUGCAAUAUUAAUGGGUGCAGAUUCAGCACCACAGAUCUAUGCUAUGCAAGCAGAGGCCUUGAUGGAGCUCUGCAGGGACGACGAGGCAUACAAAGUUAAUGAUGAAGGACCUGAUUUUGACAUUGAACUUCAUACUAGGUUUCUUGGCUCAGCUGAAACUGCUAAGUUAUUGGUAGUUCGAUCUAAGAUCUUCAUGGCUGCAGGCAGGUUUGAGGAUGCUGUGGCUGCUGCAAGACACGCAGCACGACUUGAUUCCAGUGAUGAUGUGAAAUCACUUGUAAAGAAGGUUGAUUUUGUUGCAUCAACACGGAUAAAGGGAAACAGGCUUUUCAAUGCAUCAAGGUAUGCUGAGGCUUCUCUUGCAUAUACUUCAGCACUAGAGGAAGUGCCAUACAACUCUGUCUUGCUUUGCAAUAGAGCAGCUUGCCGAUCUAAACUGGGACAAUAUGAGAAAGCAGUUGAAGAUUGUACAGAGGCCCUUAAAGUGCGACCUUCGUAUAGCAAAGCCAGGUUGCGAAGGGCGGAUAGCAACGCUAAGCUUGAAAGAUGGGAGGCAGCACUGGAAGAUUAUGAGACGCUGAUGCACGUAGUUCCCGGGGAUGAGGAGGUAACAAAGGGAUUCCAAGAAGCAAGAAAGCAGGUGAAAAAGCAGCACAACUAUGAGGUAGAAAAGCCAAGAACCAGUUCUGAUUUGAAGUCAGUCAUUAGCAACAAGCCAGUGGGAAAAAUUCUCACAGCAGCCGAGUUCUAUGGUAGUAGUACCAGCUUCAAGCUCUCAAAUGGGAUUGAUUUUGAUACCAGCAGUGGAGCAAAUUGUGCUGCUGCUACUAGUACUACUGAAUUCGGCCGCUCUGUGACAACCUUGAGAGAAAUUUUCACCCAUUAACCAUGAAAAAGGUUCUGGAUGCUAAGAGAAUCCAAUACAUGAGCAAUUUAGAAACUGUGGAGAUUAAAGAAGUAAAGGAAACCGUCAGACAUUAAGUGGAAGUUUGUAUAUAUUUCCUCAAUUUUUUUUUUUUUUUUUUGGGUGUGUAUCUUUUCACCUUGAGUACACUUUCAUGUCUUCUAUUCUAUUC
Molecule: messenger RNA, 2315 nt
Organism: Coffea eugenioides
Lineage: Eukaryota; Viridiplantae; Streptophyta; Magnoliopsida; Gentianales; Rubiaceae
Product: inactive TPR repeat-containing thioredoxin TTL3-like
Exons: 8
Coding region: 137-2125 (662 amino acids)
Cellular component (GO): cytoplasm
Molecular function (GO): protein binding
Source: RefSeq, a predicted model, not a curated record